AUGUCCAGUGGACGUCGCAUUCGCUAUGACCCAGAAACUGAGGAAGAGUCCGCCGAAUCCGAUAAAAGUCAAGAAAAUCUUACAGCAACGCCUAAAAGAAGUGUUCGGGUACGCCACAAAGUUAAAAAAUAUGGUGACUUUAUAGAUUUAUCGCCAGUAAAAAGAAGAGGCAAAGUCGAUUACGAAAGUUCUGAAGAAGAUGAAAGUAAACACUCAUGCUUAGAAAAACCUACAGCUUUAUUCUGCAGUGAUGAUGUAGACGGUCAAGAUAUUUUUAAGUUCAAAUCUAGACAUACUAAGAAUGGCCUGCACAAUAUAGUCAAGACAGCAAUUAGUAAUUCACCAAUAGCUUCUAACUCUCCUAUGAAUACCCCUAAAAAAAUCAAAGCAUUGGCUAAUUUACAAAGAACUUCUGCAGCAACACCUAAACAUGUAACAGAUAAGAUGAAAAAAAGAAUAAUUCGUGAAGUGGAAAGUGAAAGUGCAGAAAGUGAUUUCUCUGAUGGCAGUAGUAGCGAUUUCAUACCCGAAAAGAGUGAUGAUGAGUCUGAAUCAUCAUCGGGCUCUGAGAGUGCUGCAGAAAAUGAAGACGAAAGUGCAGAAGAGAGCGAUACGAAACAAUCUCAACGGCCGGAGAGAAUAAAAAUUGUCAAAAGCAAGGAAAGUAGGGUGAAGCCGAAGGAUACAGAAUACGUUGUUACACCCGAUAACUACUUCAUGAUGCAUUCUAGUAAAAAGAUAGCUACGUCCGACCACACGCUGGCGAGGCUGAAGAACAUGACAUUAGAGGACUCUGGCGACGCGGAGGCGUACGUGUCGGACGAGCACAGGGGCAGAGUCCUCGAGCUGCUGCAGUCAUACGAGCGGCUAUUCGACCGCUGGCUGUACGCGCUCGGCGAGCAGUUCAGCGUGAUGCUGUACGGCGUCGGCUCCAAGCGGGCCCUGCUGAACGGGUUCCAGGCGCAGCGGCUGCGGCGGUCGCCGUGCGUCGUCGUGAACGGCUUCUUCCCCAGCCUGACGAUCAGGAACGUUCUGGAAGCGGUCCUGGAAAUUGUGGGCGAACCGCGGCCGCCGUCGAGCGUGGGCGACGCUCUGGCCCUGAUCGACGCGCGGCUUACGGAGGGCCGAGUGGACCUGUUCCUGAUCGUACACAACAUCGAUGGGCCGAUGCUGCGCAACGCGAAGGCGCAGUCCGCGCUCGCCGGCCUCUCGCGGAUGAGCAGCGUGCACACGAUCGCGACCAUAGACCAUAUCAACGCGCCGCUCUUGUGGGACCAUUCGAAACUGAGCAAAUUCAACUUCACGUGGUGGGACGUCACCACUUUCCUGCCGUACAAGGAGGAGACAUCGUUCGAGAACUCUUUGAUGACGCACCGCAGCGGUGCACUGCAGCUUUCCUCCUUGAAGAGCGUUUACCAAUCGCUCACCACCAACGCCAGAGGAAUAUUCAACAUUAUUAUACAGUACCAGCUGGAUAAUCACAAACAAGGGCAUUACCAAGCUUCGGUCCGUGAGAAGUUGUUUAGAGAAGACCCGAAUCAGCUCAAACUGACCCGAGCUGUAGAUCUAGCGCGCGCUGUGGAGAGUGCGCAGGGUAUUGUUUCUGCUGGUGAAUUGGUACCGGUGACCAAAACGGAGUCAUUACUUUAUACGGAGUCCCGUCGGAGAGGCAGCACGCGCACCGGUCGCAGCGCUGGUGGCAGCGCCGGUGGCAGCGCCGGUGGCGGUGGCAGCUCAAGAUGUGGCGUUUGUGGCGCGAGGUCACACGACGCCGAAGCAUGUGGUUACCGUCAUUUGUCGUGUAAUGAUGAAAACCCGCUGGCUCUGGAGGUGAGUGUGCGGGGUGUUGCACUCAUUAUGGAGGUCGAUUCUGGAAGUGGGGUGUCGGCACUGCCCGGACACCUGUGGCGAUCUACGCCUAACACUCCCACUGUGAACCAGACCUUGCGCAGUAGUAGUGAAGCCUCCGAGUGGGCUGAGUUAGAAGACUCAUUCGGUACGCCGUCAAAUGCAACAGACUUAGGGCAACAACCCCGCACACCUAUUCCUGACGAGCCAGGUUUACCUUUUAAAGAUUUAUACUCGAAAUCACGUGAACAAUUUCUGGUGAGUUCAGAUUUGGCUUUGAGAGCUCAACUUACGGAAUUUUUGGACCACAAAUUAGUUAAAAUAAAGAGGACAUAUGAUGGUAGUGAAAAUUUAGUGAUACCAAUUGAUAGUAUUUUAUUACAACAAUUUUUGGAACAGCAAAAUAAU
Messenger RNA from Iphiclides podalirius (scarce swallowtail), 2256 nucleotides. The record is from the annotation of a GenBank genome assembly. Lineage: Eukaryota; Metazoa; Arthropoda; Insecta; Lepidoptera; Papilionidae.